Molecule: messenger RNA, 2263 nt
Organism: Cuculus canorus (common cuckoo)
Lineage: Eukaryota; Metazoa; Chordata; Aves; Cuculiformes; Cuculidae
Gene: KCTD9
Product: potassium channel tetramerization domain containing 9
Exons: 12
Coding region: 74-1243 (389 amino acids)
Biological process (GO): protein homooligomerization; intracellular signal transduction
Molecular function (GO): protein binding
Source: RefSeq, a predicted model, not a curated record
GGCGUCUGUCGCUCAGCGCUCCCCGUCUUCCGGGUUCGGCCCGGGCUGCGGGUCCCGCCGCCGCCGCCGCAGCAUGAGGCGGGUAACGCUGUUCGUUAACGGCAGUCCCCGGAACGGGAAGGUCGUGGCUGUGUAUGGGACUUUAUCCGAUCUGCUGUCGGUGGCGAGCAGUAAGCUUGGAAUAAAAGCAACCAGCGUUUACAAUGGGAAAGGUGGACUCAUUGAUGAUAUCGCUUUGAUUAGGGAUGAUGAUGUUCUGUUUGUCUGUGAAGGGGAACCAUUCAUUGAUCCUCAGACUGAUGGGAGACCUCAUGAAGAGCUGACAGGGUCGCACACAGACUGGUUAACGCUCAAUGUUGGAGGCCGAUACUUCACCACCACACGGAGCACUUUGGUUAAUAAAGAACCUGACAGUAUGUUGGCCCAUAUGUUUAAAGAUAAAGAUGCUUGGGGAAAUAAGCAAGAUCAUAGAGGAGCAUUCCUAAUUGACCGCAGUCCUGAGUAUUUUGAGCCAAUUUUGAACUAUUUGCGUCACGGACAGCUCAUUGUAAAUGAUGGCAUUAAUUUGCUAGGUGUUCUGGAAGAAGCCAGAUUUUUUGGUAUCGAUUCACUGAUCGAACACCUAGAAAUAGCUAUUAAGAAUUCACAGCCAGCAGAGGAUCAUUCUCCAAUAUCACGGAAGGAAUUUGUCCGGUUCCUCCUGGCAACACCAACCAAAUCCGAACUGCGAUGUCAGGGUCUCAAUUUCAGCGGAGCAGAUCUUUCACGUCUAGAUCUUCGAUAUAUAAACUUCAAGAUGGCAAACCUAAGCCGAUGCAACCUAGCGCACGCCAACCUCUGCUGUGCGAAUCUGGAAAGAGCUGACCUCUCUGGAUCUGUGCUUGAUUGUGCAAACCUUCAAGGGGUGAAGAUGCUGUGUUCCAAUGCAGAAGGAGCAUCACUAAAAGGUUGCAAUUUUGAAGAUCCGUCAGGCCUUAAAGCUAAUUUGGAAGGUGCAAACCUGAAAGGUGUUGACAUGGAAGGCAGCCAAAUGACGGGGAUUAAUCUCAGAGUUGCAACGCUGAAAAAUGCAAAACUAAAAAACUGUAAUCUUAGAGGAGCAACUUUGGCCGGAACCGAUUUGGAAAACUGUGAUCUAUCAGGUUGUGAUCUCCAAGAAGCCAAUUUGAGGGGAUCUAACGUAAAAGGAGCUAUCUUUGAAGAGAUGCUGACACCUCUGCACAUGUCUCAGAGCGUCAGAUAGAGAAGAGAAUAUACCGAAGAGGAUGGAAUCAAACCAUUUAUUGUGACUUUCUUCCCCUCCUCCCCUUAUUAAGUUAGAAGUAACGGUUAUUAGACAACGUACGUUUGCAGUAGUGCCUAAGUAAACUCUUCUUUCAUCACUUUUGGGGAGGGAGCUUUUGUUUACAAGAAACAAACACUGUUUCUACCUUUGUGAACAGAGCAAGGGAACGGGCUGUUUCUAGAACCAGUACGUGUGGCCGAUUUAGGGGGGGAGGGUUAAAUAGAUUCAUCGUUUAGCAUUGCCUCACUCUGGAAUGCAUUUUAAUUUAUAAAGCACAAUAUAUGCAAUUCUAUUUAUUAAAUCUGUAGCUGCAAUAUGAAUAGGAAAUGUUAUUCAUGUAUAGUAGCAACAAAGUUCAGGUUUACAGUCAGGCUGGUGUAUUUACUGUUAGUUUCUUCAUCCAUGCACCACGUAUUCAGCGAUGGAUGUGGUUUAGACAACGUCCAUAGGAUGUUUUCAGGUACUUUCUUCUUCUAAGGUGAAAGCAGGUGCUUAGCUGUCAUCAUAGGGAAUAUAUUGCCUUGUAGUGGUUUGAAUGCAGGUGUAGAACAGUUUUAUCGUCUUCUGAAACGAGCAGUGGAAGCUGCUCCCACUGCAGGGAUCUGCCUACGCAGCGGAUUCACUUAUAACUAAACCUUCCCUCUUCAGAAGUUGGAUGUUUUAUUUAAUCUUUUCCAAAGUAGUGUGAAAUUGCACUAUCAAUCACAGCUGGUAAGAGAAAUUCUUCUGCUUUCGAAUAUCCUAACCCCUCCAAACUGGAAUACUUGUCGUUUUUUCUCAUUGUUUGGGGGAAAUUAAAUGUACAUAGGAAAAUACAAUACUGUCACCAAAGGAGAGAUAAGCACUGGGGCCAGGGCAGGUGCUCCCUCCUCCUUUCUUCCCAGGCUGGAUGAGGCUUGGAGCAGCCUGAUCCAGUGGAAGGUGACCUUGCCGUGGCAGGGGGUUGGAAUUGGAUGAUAGGUUCCUUCCAACCUAAAC